AUGACAAUAAACUGUAACGACUUGCAACCUCGAGAGCCCUCUCUUUAGCACAGAUCAAUCAAGUCAGGAACCUCUCGAAAGAAAGAAAAAUGCCGUGGGAUUCUGUUGAAGUGGGAUUAGCAGGAGGCGAAGAAACAGUUAAUUUUGGACCAAGAAAUGAAAGCGGUUCGUCGUUAUAUCAAGUUGAUACUUUGGCGAGCGUGUCAGCCGGAGGAGAGAUACAGAGUUGUCCUCAUAUUUGUGGUGCUUCCUGUUCAGAGGGAUUUUGUUUUGUUGCUUCAUCACAAGUGAUCAUGUUCGAUGCAAGUUGCAAUGAUGUUCUUGCAACAUUAAAUUUUGAAUGUGAGAUUGAUUGCAUAGCAUGGAGUGAAGAUUCCUUGUUUCUUGCCAUUGGUGAAAGGUCAGGAACUUUUCACUUUGUCCAUUCAGCAUCAAGGCAAAUACUGUUUUCUCAGGAGCUUGAAUCCAAUGAGAAUUUAAAAUGCAGUGAACCUACCCUUAUUUCUAUGUUGUUUACAACUCCUAAAUGUGAAGGAGGCUGUAAGCUAGUGAUUUUGUCAGCCUCAGGCGUGAUCACUCAGUUUUCCAAUCUUUACUUGGAAAAGUUAAAUGAAGCUAUUGUCGGAGGACAGUUUGAAUUUGUCACUAAACUAAAAGGGUUGAUACAAGUGGAAUCCAUUGAUGCUGGUGUUGUUCAUCAAGAGAAGAUAACAGGCAUUACUGUUGGACAGCUUUGGGAUUCUCCUGUCUACAUAACUUAUGGUGAAGGGGAUGCAGCCAUUGCAGUCUGGGCCAGCCAAGGAGAGGGAGGAAUUUCUCUCAUGGAUUCGAUCAGCUCAUACAUUCUAGGGGGCUCUUAUGUUGUUAAAGCAAAUAUGUCAAGUAAUGGUCACUUUCUUGUUGUUCUAGAUGACAAGAAUAUGCUAAGCUUGUGGAAUGUUUCGUCUUUGACAAUGAUUGCAUUCUGGCCUCAUCUCAGCAUAGAAGACUUUUUAUUAUUAAGUUCCAGUAAUAUUCAAACUCCUGGGAUGUCCAAAAGUGAUGAUGAAUAUAAGCUAGUUGUGCUUACAACAGCAGAAAGUCAGGUACAGAUGCGCUAUCUUCAAGUAUACACAUUUCCUACCAUGAAGUCAGUGUAUUCUCUGCAGGUUUCUGGGUGCUCCCUAUUAGCACAGUGUCCAACUACUCAGGAGUCAAUCUUUUUCAUAGAGGGGGUCUACCAAAACCCACAUGACAGAACAAAUGAUGUGAGACAGAUUUCUAGCAUAAGAAUCAGAUCCCUUACAGAAGCCCUCCCUGAAAACAGGUUGUCCCGAUUGCUUCACAAGCAGAAAUUUGAUGAAGCUUUGAGGUUUGCAAAACAGUUCAAUCUGGAUAUUGAGCUUGUGUACAAAGUCAAGGCUAACUGGCUGCUUGAUAAAGUGUCACCAUGGAAUUACAAAAGCAACCAUGGGAAAGAAAACAAUGCAUUGGAGGGAUUUUCUCUCACAGAACUUAAGGAUUGCCUCACUCAAAUAAAGGAUGAUGAAUAUGUCUGCAGAUGCUGUUUGCAAGCUUCCCUUCCCAGUCUUGAUGAGACAUUUGAUCUGUUGAGCUAUGCUAGAAAGCGGAUUUCCAGCAACAAUGGAGUGCAAAGCCAAAAGGAAGGUCCCUGUGGUAAACCAUCACAAUUAUUGACUGAGGUCCUCGAGGCAUUGGAUAGACUAGCAACUUUUGAGAUGGCCUUUGGUGUUGAAAAUUUUAGUGGCCCCCAGUGGCAGUACUUUGCCUCUGCUGAUCUCCUUGUUGAACUGACAAAAUGCCUGCUUUCCAGCAAGGUGACCAGUGCAGUCAUCAUUUGGAGAAGACAUCAGAGUCAUUUUGUAACUCAGUUUAGCAUGGAAAAAUUGGAGUCUUUAAUUGGCUCCAUUCCUGAAGACUUACACUCUUCCAUAGUAAUUCCUUGGCUACAAGAUGACCUUGUGCCAUUUAUCAGUAAGGCGUUUCCCUCGGGUCUGCGGAUGCUCGCGAGUUGGUUGGAGCAAAGAGCUAAAAAUAUGGAGCUUUCUGAGAAGGAAGGUUGGCCUCAAAAUGCUUUGCAACUUGCGAGUGUCCUGUUGAAUGCAUCAAAGUCAGUUUCAGGGAGUGCAUCAGGAAGAGGUCUUGCCACACCUGCGCAGUUUGCAGAUCAGGUCUGCGGUCUUCCUGCAACAGCAAGAGCACUUUUUAAGGAUACCAAAAAUAACUUGGAUGUUGCUGAUGAAUUAGCCAGUUUAAUGAAGUUGGUUCAGCAGUUGGCUGAUCUUGUUGAUCUUCACACCAAAUACUCCUGUAAAAUAACGCUGGCAGAAUUUUCACAGGAAACCGUAGCAACAAUUGUAUUUCGCCUGCUGGACCGUGUAGUGGCCGCCGAACUCAUUCCGAGUGCAAUCGCCAAAUAUAUAGCACCGUACAUGGUUCAUCACAGCCUUGAUAGGGACACUAUGCUUCUACGUUACAUAGAGCGAAAAUCAGANUGCAUCAAAGAAAAAGAGGUCCGUUGCAAAGCUACUCUGGAUGUCAUGCGACAUGCUAUGAUACCUUGGAGUGAGAGUGUUGAGAAACUGGUCACCGAAUUCAUGGCAGCCUAUCCGAAUGAUAUGAACCUAAAGGAGCAGUAUAGACUUGUCGAGCUUAAAAAGAUGCUUUCUCAAUAUCGAAUCAGAAGCUUUCACGUAUCUUACGCGGCACGAGCGAAGGCAAUAACAAGGUAUAUUUUGACCAGAGACCAACCAAAUGUGAUGGAAGACGCUCUGAAGGUGGUAACAUCAUACAGUCAUGUUACAGAAGACGAAGCUUACGCCUUUCGACUUCAGAAAUUGUGUCGUGAGAACAAGAUUCCAGCCUGUUUGGAUUUGCUAGAGUCAGUUCCCUUACCGCAAGCAGAACAGUAUGCGCAUGAAUUGGUGACUUGGCUCAGUGGAAUUCUUGAAAAUGACUUCAGUGAUACGAAGGAAUUCUCUUCAGAGAAGGUCGUGGCUGCACAAGCAGGGGUUGCAGUCUUGAAGUUCAUGAAGAAGCACAACCUUUCAUCGAUUGUCGACGUAGAUGAUUCGCUGUCUACUCUGCAAAUGAUUUCUGCUCUUCAGAGAGAAUUUUCAACAUUCCUCUCUGUCGAGGAGUCUCAGGUUCCUGACGUUCGGCAAGGAUUAUUUGACCAAUAUCUUCAACUGUAUAUAGAUUCUCGCGAAAAGAAGCACGGUGACGUGGAUGAAAAGCAUGAUUCACAAAAAGUUGGUAGCGGGGUUUCCUCUGAUGUGGGACAAGUGACGUUGACUAAACUUUUCAGGUUAGGAGAGUUGGUGGGAAUGUCAAAGGAGGAUGUCAGACUGACAUUGAUGUCGAAAACAAUAUCUUCAGGGAAUAUCUCGUAUGCUCUUGAUAUGUGCAGGGAGCUGAUUGAAAGAGCUCCGUGUGCAAGAACUGCCUUGACCUUGUACAAAGUCGCUCUCAAUCUUUGUGAGACGCUUGCAGAAGGACACUCCUUAGUUACGGAUGAGAACGAGAACAUGUAUCACUUGACUCACACGAUACAUCAGCUCUUGUCUCAAGCGUCAACUCACUGUUCAGCGGAUUUGCUGUGUGACUGCAGUGAGCUGUGCAAGUAUUGCCGUUUGACAGACUCUGUGUACUCACAAUGUGAGAGUGGUGAUUAUGGAUUUUCCGUCCAGACAACUCCACUAAGCUCAAGCCAGGAUCCUUUUCUGGAAUGGACAUUUGGUAAUAGGUUCAGGGAAGACUGCCUAGUGCUAGAUUCCUUUGUUGCUCUGCCCUUAGCUGCAAAGCUCAGCAUGGCUGCUGUUCCAGAAUCAAAAGCAGCUGAGAGUGGCGAAGUGGACAAUCAGCCUUCAUAUUUGAUGCUAACCAGCAAUGCUGGACUUAACAUUAUCAGACACCUCCAAGAAAACAGCCUCUGUGAGUUGGCUUUACAGUAUUUACUUCAGACGCUUGGCGUUUGUCUGCAACAUUUUGCGGUGAACAGCAUGCUUGGUAACGACAAGGAGGAUCAAAAGAGCAGCGAAAAUGAGAAACAGAGGCUGGCGAAAAUUGCUACAAUGAGCAUUAAAAUGAUUCACGAGCUUUCUGGAAACCUGUUGAGGAAGGUAUUCAAUUAUCGAUCAGUUGAUCAUGACGUGGGUCUUGGUUACCUGUGUUCCAUACCAAAACAGACUGCCUUUCAGUUCUUGGUAUCUGGAACUAAUUUUCUUGGUCAGAGCUGUACUAAAAUUCUGGCUUUUGCCAGGGUUGGCAUAGACUAUGCUCAGCUGUGUAAUGAACCUGCUGUUCUGCAAAAGUGCCAGGAGAUAUUCACCAAUGCCACAUGGGGAAUGAAACUUGGCCGACUAAAGAUGUCACUGAAGGACGUGUACAAAAGCGACCGACAAGAGAAGUUGGCUAUUUUACCAGACCUGAUGCAAAAACAACAGAUUAGCCUCGAGAUGAUUUUGGAGUUUUGCAGGGCGUUUAAACUGGACGAAGAUAGUGCUUUGUUGACAUAUGUAAGACAGCAACUGCUUCCACCCUCCCCUCGCUCUCCGCUGGUAGUUUCACAAGACGGCAUGGAAGAAUUGAGUUAUCAAAGGAAUGUGCGGAAAGUAGUCCAUAAAAUUUCCUGCUCAAGUUCUCUUCUUAAAUUGUUGGUGGAAGUAGGGUCAAAGGUGGAUCCGUAUGACUAUGAUACAAUUCUGUUCAUACUCAACCUGGUUAAGGAACUCUCUCAGGGAGAGGAAACUGCUUCAACCGUUGACAAGGGUAUUCAGUUAUUGGACUACCUAUACCAAUACGAGCGCAAAGCAGUACCAUCCAGUUAUGAGAGAUCGUUUUACAGUUCAUCGCAGAAUGCUGACAAUGAAAAGGCCACCUUGGACAACAAUAAACCAUUGUCCGUAAUGUCGACAACUAGGCUCCCAUAUCAUUCUCUGCUCUACGGGAAUCCAUGGAAAGUUCUCGCUCCUGAGUUGUCUGAGGAAACAGUUCCAAAGCUUUUAGGCAUUGCUAAUUUGCUCAAGCUUUCCAGCGAUGAGAUGUACCUAACAGCAAUACGUAACCUAGUGCGAUCUUCGGCCGGUCCAGCGGCUCCAAGUAAUCUUGAUAGUGAUCCCAACAUAAAUGAUCUGAGCGUGAAUGAAGCACCGAGCCAGUUGGUGAAGAACUACAAAAGCGAAAAGGCAAAGAGUAUGCUGUAUGCUGUUAACAACAAGGAGAUGGCCAUAGCUGCUGCAAAGUGGAUUGCCCAGCAUCUACCUCUCGGUGAGGAGAAAAUAGUUAUGCUGAAGACUUGUGUUGACCUUGCAAAGGCUUGGAAAUCAGAGUGUUCUGAAAAGGAUGAAGAGAAGGCCAAACUCACCCAUAGCCGCUUGUUAGAGCUGUGUCGGGGCGUGGCCACUGAACAUGUGCUUCACAAAUAUAAUAUUGUGGACCCUUCCAUUGCUCCUUUAACAAGUAAACCGGCUAAACUUGUUUGUCAGCUGUAUGAGAAAUAUGGAGCUAGGGAACCAGGCACUGCUCACCAACCGCCAGACAUCCACAAAACUGCAGAGGAAAUCGCAACUGUGAACAAUACCAAGAUAGAGAAGAUCAGGCUCUUUUUAAUUGAGAAAUGGUUGCCCUCUUCAGCUCAAACAUCGGGGGACACGGAGUUGAUCUCACCUGUGAGUGAGGAAAAUUAUGAAAAUGAGGAAGACGAGGUUAUUUACAUCAUGGAAAGCAGCCGAGACCAACAAACAGCCGUUACAUUCCUUCUUAAUCUUGCAAACAAGAAUGGUUCCUCGAGUACCUGUCGUCUUCGUGCGCUCCGAACUCUUUUCGCCAUCGCCCCAGGAGAAUUUAUUGAAAAACUGUGCAAAACUUCAGUUAGUGUGAUCAGACAACAGAUGCAGGCUCUUGUUUGUCUCGCGGAGCUUGAAGGAUUACACAUACAGCAAUCAGCGAGCGCGUUUGACAAAUGCAACAAAGAAGGGCUGGUGCGAGGACUGUGGAGAAACCAUAAGCAUGAGAAGAAGGCUGUACGUCUUGUUGCGGACUUGUGUCUAGACAAUAAUAUACAUGAUCCUCAGUUGUGGAACAGUGUUCUACAGCAGCUUCUAGCUUUUGGAAUGAUAAAAUAUCUUCGUCGAGUUCUUGUUAACUUAGCUGGGAUUUCUGACCUGUGGCAGGUUCGCUGUUUGCCUCAAGUGUGGAGAAGUGUGUUAAUAGCCCCCUUCAAAUCAGUUUCGACACCGUUAUCUGAGGAGGAGGUCGCUGCUUGUGAAGAAUCUGCAUCGCUACUGCAGAGAUGUCCUCUCCUCCUCGACCUUGAUGUGUACUCCAUCGCUGUGCAGUUCCAUAAAGUUGGUCUCCAGGCCCACUCGCUGGCUUGUCUCCUGCUAAUCCCGUUAAGUAGUGCGCGAGAAAAACAUAUUCAGGCAUUGCUGGAGACAAACUGUGUGAAUGUUAUUCUUGCUCAAUUGGACGAACAACGUCAAAGAGGUAACACAUUAAUCCAACCUGAUGCUGUGGAACAGGAAGUGUUUAAAUAUGUCGAACGAAAACAAGAGUAUCAAAUACUCCUCGGUACAGCUUAUUUUGACAAGUUGCUUAAAUUCCUCAUCAUGGGCAAAAAUAUAAACGGAAUUCUACUCAAGACAAUACAAGCUAGCAGGUUGGAAAAUGCAACACAGCUUGUCCAACUUUUUCACCAAGCACAUCCUGAUAUACCGUCGGCACAAUAUGUAGCAUCUCACCAGAUGAAAGGGUUUGACGAACUUUGGACGUUUCUGGAGAUGCACGGGAUGUUGGACGCCUGUCUACCAUUUCUUCCAAAGUUAGACGCCGAGCAAAAGGAUAAUGAGACUACAGGACAUCAGACCCAGUCCUUUUGGGUUCAAGAAGGGGAAGAAACAAUUGAGCAAACAAUGGAACAAAGUGCUAUCGAUGAUCAGCGUGACCACUUUAUGAUCACGCUUACAGAAGAUUGCAGUAUGGAGGUCCCCCUGUAAUAAGCGCACCAGCAGUGCCUGUUUCUCUUUUCUGUGUAAGCCGGGUUAAAAUUGAUACAAGGUAAAAUGGAGAAAAAAAAUAUGCAACGGAAGUUUUGUAGAAAAUUGUGGAAUAGAUUGUAUCCUAAGAUAUCUUUGGACUGAUUAAAAGCGCACUU
Molecule: messenger RNA, 7153 nt
Organism: Stylophora pistillata
Lineage: Eukaryota; Metazoa; Cnidaria; Anthozoa; Scleractinia; Pocilloporidae
Product: kinetochore-associated protein 1
Biological process (GO): mitotic sister chromatid segregation; protein localization to kinetochore involved in kinetochore assembly; mitotic spindle assembly checkpoint signaling
Cellular component (GO): cytoplasm; RZZ complex; kinetochore microtubule
Molecular function (GO): small GTPase binding
Source: RefSeq, a predicted model, not a curated record